AUGUCUACAGCACGCCGCGAUAGGUUGUUGGGCAUCGAGGCCGCAGCGCAGGAACGCUGGGCACGGGAGAAAUUGCAUGAACAGAACGCCCCCUUGAAGGGUGAACCAGUUCCAAGCAAGUUCUUCGUCACCUUUCCGUACCCGUACAUGAACGGACGUCUGCACCUUGGCCACGCGUUUUCGCUGACAAAAAGUGAAUUUGCAUCUCGCUUCUGGCGAAUGAAGGGGCGUCGCUCCCUCUGGCCGUUCGGGUUGCAUGUCACCGGCACCCCCAUCGCGGCCUGUGCGCAGAAAAUCAAGAAGGAGAUUGAGUUGUACGGCAACCCACCACAAUUUCCCGAAGAGGUGGAGUCGCCAAAGGAGGAGAUAAAGGACGAGGUUGCCGCCAUUGGUCAAUAUAAGGGGAAGCGCGGGAAGGCGGCCGCCCCCAAACCACAGUGGGUUAUUAUGCGCACUAUGGGCAUCCCCGAUGAAGAAAUUACAAAGUUUGCCGAUCCACUUUAUUGGCUGGAUUACUUUCCGCCAAUUGCGGUGGAAGACUUGAAACGAUUUGGCUGUCACAUUGACUUUCGUCGCUCGUUUAUUACAACGGACCGCAAUCCAUACUACGACCGCUUUGUUUCAUGGCAGUUUCGUCAGUUGAAGAGGGCAAAUCUUCUUGCGUUUGGUAAGCGAUACUGCGUGUACUCACCACUGGACGGCCAGCCCUGUGCCGAUCACGAUCGGGCAAGUGGCGAGGGUGCUUUGCCACAGGAAUAUACAGUGGUGAAACUGAAGGUACAAAAUGCAACAGAGCAUCCUGCGUUUGCAAACUUCAGCAAUAUUAUAGGUGAUCGUGCAGUUAUCAUGCCUGCAGCAACGCUGCGUGCGGAAACUGUAUGUGGUGCGACAAACUGUUGGGUUUCUCCGAAUUUCAGUUACAAGGCGUUUGCCGUCCAGAACAAAACCGGUGAGGAGGAAAUUUUUAUGAUCACAUCACGUGCUGCACGGAAUAUGGCGUACCAAGACUUUGUCAUCAACGGCAAGACUGGCACAGACCCUGCCCCCUUGUUUGAGGUGGAUGGGGCGAAGCUUGUGGGGUUGCCCCUCUCCUCCCCACUCUGCGCCUACCCCACCAUUUACACAUUACCCAUGCAAACCAUUACAGAUGCAAAAGGCACCGGUGUGGUCAUGAGUGUCCCCUCCGAUAGCCCUGAUGAUUAUAUCAAUUUUACGCAGCUUAAAAAGAAGCCAGACUAUCGUGCCAAACUGGGCAUUAAAGAUGAAUGGGUGAAUUUUGAAAUUGUUCCACUGAUUGAAAUACCUGGAGAAAUGGGUUGUGAGAGUGCCAAGUAUAUGUGUGAAAAGCUGAAGAUUAAUGGACCCCAGGCCACAGAUCUUUUGGAGGAAGCCAAGAAGGCUGUCUACCAGGCGGGUUUUUAUCAAGGCGUCAUGAUUGCUGGCCCCUUCGCAGGCGACAAGGUCGCUAUCGCCAAGGUGAAGACAAUGCAACUGCUGGCCGAGGAAGAUUCCGCAAUUCGCUAUUAUGAACCUGCCCGUCUUGUCAUAAGCCGAUCUGGUGACGAGUGUGUCGUGGCAUUAUGUGAUCAGUGGUACAUUGAAUACGGAAAGGAUGAGUGGAAGAAGGCGGUGGUGAAACACCUUGAGGAUAUGAAUAUGUUCUUUCCCGGGGUUCGCAAUGGUUUCGAGGAAACGCUGAAUUGGCUUGCGGACUGGCCGUGUAGCCGUACCCUUGGCUUGGGCACGAAACUACCGUGCGAUGCGAGUGGGACAAUGUUGAUUGAUAGCUUGAGUGACUCAACCAUUUACAUGGCGUACUACACCAUUGCCCACCUUAUUCAUACCUCGCCUGAGGGGAAACACCGGCUUGAUGGACGUCAGGAAAACGUAUUGGGUGCCACACCCGAGAUGUUUACCGAUGAGACCUUUGACUAUGUAUUCCUUGGUAAGGGCACGCCAGAGAGCGUUCAUGCGGUCAACGGGCUCCCGGUUGAGGCGGCAGAAAAGAUGCGGCAAGAGUUUAACUUUUGGUACCCAGUGGACCUCCGCUGCUCUGCGAAGGAUCUCAUCCAAAAUCACCUGACAAUGUUCCUCUACAACCACGCAGCCAUUUGGCCGAAUGACACAAGCAAGUGGCCACGAGCCAUCUUCGCCAACGGCCACAUUCAGGUGGAUAACGAGAAGAUGUCCAAGUCAAAAGGCAAUUUUCUGACCCUUGCAGAGACGAUCGACUUGUAUGGCAGUGACGCCACACGCCUUGCCUGCGCUGAUGCAGGCGAUAGCCUUGACGACGCGAACUUUGUUCGUGAAACCGCCGCCGGGUUUGUUCUCAAGUUAACCACCGCAAUGGAUGGGGCGCAGGAGCUGCUGUGUAAGAAAAACACAUUGCGUAGCGGGGAAUACAACAUCUUUGACAAGAUAUUUAACAACUCCAUCAACGCUAUCAUUCUGCAAACGGAGAAAUUCUAUGUGGGUAUGCAGUUCCGUGGCGUGCUCAACCUUGCAUUUUUUGAACUGUCGAACGAAUUCAGUCAAUAUAAGUUGAAUUGCGACGAUCUUCAGAUACAUGCAGACCUUGCUCAACGAUAUGUUGAGGUCCAGACGCUCCUGUUGGCCCCAUUGGCCCCGCACUUUUCAGAGUACAUGUGGACGAAUGUGUUGGGCCACACCACAUCGGUUGUCUGCGCACCAUUCCCUGAGCCAACAGCUCCGGUGGCGUACGCCACGCUGGUUGCAAGUCGUGUCAUGACAGAUGUUGUGAAGGAGAUUCGCUCGCAGGUGGUGAAGGCCCAGAAAAAGCGCGGUCCUAUCGAGGAGGUCUUUGUCUACACUGCCGCGAACUACUCCGCAUGGCAAAUUAAGGCACUGCGACUGUUGCGUGAUGUGUAUGAGGCACAUGGGAAAUCCUUUCCUGCGAACCUUUCGAGGGAAGUAAUGUCGCGCAAAGAGGACUGGAUGACGAAAGACAUCCUCCCUGACGUCAUGGCGUUCCUGUCGUUCACCAAGAUCAACGUGGAGCGAUGUGGCGAGGAGGCGCUGGCGGACGCACCCGCCAUUAACGAUGCGGAGGUCCUGCAAAGCGUCCUUCCCAACAUCUGCAAGCUGUCCGGUGUGCCGGCGGUGCACAUUCUUGCCCACGACGACGAGAGCUACCCGGAGCACCAGGCAGCGCGGCGCAAGUGCCGCCCUGGCGAACCCGUCGUCGUGCUCCCCGCGAAGAAGAAGUAG
This is a messenger RNA of Trypanosoma conorhini, 3228 nucleotides long. Its product is annotated as leucine--tRNA ligase. The record is from RefSeq and is a predicted model, not a curated record. Gene Ontology annotation, molecular function: leucine-tRNA ligase activity; ATP binding; aminoacyl-tRNA deacylase activity. Bases 1 to 3228 code for a protein of 1075 amino acids. Lineage: Eukaryota; Euglenozoa; Kinetoplastea; Trypanosomatida; Trypanosomatidae. Gene Ontology annotation, biological process: leucyl-tRNA aminoacylation. The transcript has a single exon.